Colias croceus (clouded yellow) is the source of this 5963-nucleotide messenger RNA. RefSeq names its product protein virilizer (gene vir). The record is from RefSeq and is a predicted model, not a curated record. Gene Ontology annotation, cellular component: RNA N6-methyladenosine methyltransferase complex. The coding region runs from base 111 to 5963 and encodes 1950 amino acids. Lineage: Eukaryota; Metazoa; Arthropoda; Insecta; Lepidoptera; Pieridae. The transcript is spliced from 9 exons. Gene Ontology annotation, molecular function: RNA binding.
CUCAGUUGUUAAUAAAAACAAAAUAGUAGUGAUAGUUAAAUAUUAAAAAGAUGUAUUUAGCAAGUUAAAAUUGUGUUAUUUGGCGAUCGGCGUCUUACAACAAAACCAAUAUGGCCACCGAGAAGGCCGAUCUUUUAUUCUUCGAUACAUUUUCUCAUGAUGCUAGUGAGGAUUUGAACUUAGACCUUGUCCAGUUUCCCAAAUCGGUGUUUGUGACAGAAAUAAGGAUAAUACCGCUCGGAGCUCGUGUAGAAGGUGAUUUCCCUGGUGGUGUUCGCCUUGGUGCUACAAACCCAACCAAGUUUCAUAUUGACUUCUUUGUUAAUGACUUAAGUAAGCCGGGAGCAUGUACAUUCGAAGCUCUUGGAAGUUUAGAUUACUGCCAGAAUGGACAGAUACAUAUGGAGUGCAGUUCGGAUGCAGAGCAACCUAGAAUACCCACAGAUGGAUUGGUUUUGAGAGGUUGCUACACCACCAUAACGUUAGCAGUGUACGGCAGCUUAACACAAAUCUUGCCAGAAACUCCAGCUACUGUAAACGCUCCACCAACCAUACAGCGGCCAAUUACUCGAGAAGUAGCAGCACUUCCACCAAAUGUUCCACAAUCAUCUGACUGGAAUCAAGAUGCAUCCAAUCCGAUCCCAUCAUACACCGGCAAUGUUGCUACAGCCAACCCAGAGCCAUACGAACAACCGACAUAUCCAGAAAAUUAUGACAAUCCAAUAUACAGAAAUGAAUAUUACGAUAAUGAGGCAAGAAAAGAUCCUAGAACUUAUCACCAUUUGGAAGAAAAUGAGUGGGAAAAAGAGCGGCGCGAUCUGAGCUGCGAAAGAGACCCAGAUCGGUUAAGACACAGCCCUCGCUCUAUGGAAAUGGAUCGAGAGCGGCGGGAUGGUCGUAGUAGGAGACGUUCCUUAGAUAGGGGCAGGAGUCGCGAAUCCUCUAGACAUAGAGAUCAUAGUCGUGAGAUCGAUAGAAUGGAGAGACUCCCAUCUCGAUCGAGAAGUCGCGACAGGGACUACGUUGCCAAAGGCGAAUAUCGUAUGAGUCGGUCGAGAUCUCGUAGUAUUGAUCGCGAUUGGGACAGAGGCUCAUAUAAAAAAGAGGACUACAGGCGUCGUGGUCCGUCAUAUGAUAGAUCGCGCGGUGGUUCCUACGAACGUUCGCCUUACGAUAAGCGAGCUACAUCAUAUGAACGAAAAGUACCAUAUGACAAAGCCGGACCGUAUGAAAAGAGAAUGUCUCCAUAUGAUAAAAGGAGCUCUUCUUAUGAACGUAGAGCGCCAUCCCCCUACGAUAGAAAAAGACAUUCGCCUUACACGCGCAUGCGUGGUUCAAGCUAUGGGAGUCGAUCUCCAAGUCGCGAUGAUCCGAGAAAACGGCCUAGAACUCCACCUGGAGAAAGAAGACCGCUAUCACCUCGAGAAGGUGACGCUACAAGUCCUAUCAAUUCAUUAAGAUCAGAAGAUGGUGAUUUUGAUAGAAGUGGAAAGCAAAUUCCGCGUGUCGACUUUUAUCAUCAGAGCUAUAGGCAUAAGAGUUCUAUCAGAAGCCCCUCUCAGGAAGGCGAUAAUACAUUUGUCGAGCCACAACAUUCGAGUCUUGUUACUGUACCAAUUGUGGACACUGCAACUACAAGUAAAGUUGUUGAUUCACCGGUUCCUACUCAAGAAGAUAAAUCAAUGGAUGCUGAGCAAUUUGAGCCAAUCCUAUCAGAUGAAGAUAUUUGCGAUGAUUUAGAAGGACCUUCUUAUAUGGAAGUAGAUUAUGAUGUAAAUGAAUAUGAAGGAGUAGAUGACAUUAUUAAGUAUUAUAAUCCUUUCAAAGACGAAUGGAAUAAAUAUGAGCAUGUGAAUAGAAUUUAUAUGCUAGCUGAUGUGAAAAAGCCGGAAUUGAAAGACGUAAUGUCGGCUAGUUUCGAAGAACUAUGUGAUGUUAGCGCCGAUUUGUUUAAAAUAUUGGAGAUUACGAGAUCAACAAAGAAAAGGGAACAAAAAUUCUUUUCGAGCACAUUCCAAGAUAUUGAUAACUCGUCUAGGGAAGACUGGGUACAUCUAUGUGAACAACUUUUUGUUUCGCUCACGAAUUUGUGCAAGAAUACAGAUAUCAUUUUACGUGUUUUUCGAUCUUACAGCAGAUCUGAACCAUCAGACGAAUUCAUUGAUAUUUACAAUUUACUAGUGACAUUUUGCAAAAUUGGUUUGAAUUUUGAACUAGCAUUAUCACAGCAGCAGCCUACAUACAAGAUAAGGCAUAUGAAAUGCGGGAUUCGACUCGCGGAAGCUUUGAUGUCUCAUAGACAUAACGGCCAAGUCAUGAGAUUACUUUUAAACACAGGUAUUGACAUACCAAUGCUACUGUUGGACAUGUACUCAAAAGAAUACAUGGCUCUCAGUAUACGUCUCAUGAUUUUGAAAGCGCUGAAUGCGUGUUUGUCGUCAAAAGUAUCCGUGGAUCAUUUCAUGCAAGAAGCAGUCUAUCCUAAAUUCGACAAAAAUGCGAGCGAUCAUAAUAGAAAACCAAUGAAUGGUUAUCAAGCUCUUAUAUCUAUAAUGGAGUGCAAUCCGCUCGCAAGAGCUAAAUUUUCGCUGAGUGCUUUGAUAAAAAAAUUAAAUGUAUAUGAAGUGUUGGGAAAAUUGCACGAACUGAUAUUAAAACUUAACUCAAAAUCUGGCGGUAAAGGAGAAAGCGAUGAAAAUGAUUUAUCUGAAAAUGAUAUUGAUUUCAUAGUGCACUCCUUUGAAGAAAUUCUAUACAUGUAUAGAUCCCAAUGUUUCCAUCUUUCACAGCCCAAAAGAUUCUUACCUGUGUCUGCUCAGUUUGAAAUCAAUAAAGAAUGCUCUAACGAAACACUCCUAGAAUUUUUUAAUACUCAUCGCUUUUUGGAAACUUGUCUUUUCUUACUAACGUGUCCUUCGACGUGUAAUAACCUAGUUAUUACUAGUCGUAUACACGACGUUCUGUAUGAAUUGGUCCAUUCACACAAUGGACUAAUGUAUUUAUAUAAAAACAUGGCGUCAAGUGAGAUUUUCUUCAAGAUGUUAGCUCAGCCAGAUGGCCAGCCCAAUACAGAAGAAACACACUACCCCCAUGAUAGUAAUUUGAGUAAUUACAGUGAACUGCAAAUUUUAGGUCUCGAACUGGCUUAUCGACUGAAAGCUAUGUAUUAUCUCGAAUCGAUAUCUGACGUGCAAGCUGGAAAGGGAGAUGAAAAUGAGUUAAUCGAUCGACUACAGAAUUUGUAUUGCCUUAGUUUUGGUAACGUCGGAAAAACCGCUGUCCCAGACGUUAUAAUCAUGGGGGAUAAUGCAGAUUGCCUCAUGACUAUUUUUGAACAUAGUUUGAAGGGCAAAGCUAAAAAUGAGUCGCCGUCAAAACAUAAAUCACCGGCCAAGGGAUACGCUAUAGAACUUAUAGUUUCCGCUGUAAGGUACUCAGCAAAUGUGCCGUUUUUAAAGAAGUACGGCCAGAGACUCAUAAAUGUAUCUAAAGAACAUGACAGAUUUGAGCCUAGUGUGUCCAGUGUUUUACAAGAAGUGAUACCCUAUUUGAAACCAGUUGAAAAACCAACAGUCAUUGCUGGUGAGGACUUGGCGGAAUGCGUCGAAAUAUUAAAGAGCAGCCUAGAACAUUCGGCCGAUUUGCCCGGUGAGCUUAUGACGUGUUUGAGGAUACUUCGCCAUUUCUGUAUCUCUGAUUACGACUCGAAAGGGAAUAUAAUUUGUGAAACUCCAACUGAAGAGUAUAUUGAGUUGAAGUAUAAAUAUAAUGUGCUACAAUUAUUCUCAUUGGAUGGUGUUGCGCAUUUGGCCGGAAUCCUUGAUAGAUUGGCGACACAUUUCGACCAGCCGAGCAUGCAUACAUCUUUCUUCACAUCCGUUAAGGGCUUGCAAUUAGCUCAGAUAUUGGUUCCCUGCUUGCGAUUGCUGGAUGAGAUGUUAGCUAGAGUCGUGCGGUGUAGAGGACCUCGAUUCAGAGAUUUGACAGCCGCACCUAUUUUGUUGAAAACAUAUGGACUCGCUAAAGCAUUCCCGGUUGGAUGUAUCGGAUACAGAACGGCGGCAAAAGCGGCUGAAGCGUCAGUAAGAGCUUUGCUUGCAUAUGCCCAGCCUAUAGCAGAUGAUGCCAACGACGGUGAUUCUAUACGUCGUGGUCCUUGGACGUCAUUAUGCUCAGAAGUUAUAUCGUAUACUAUGACGGCACCAUACACAUUCGUUCCCGGUUUACUUAUUUUCUCGGAAUUACUUCCGUUACCACUGCCACUUCAAACAAAAACUGCUCCAUCUGACCGCGAGUUGGCUGAUGCAUCAAACGAGAGGCGACUUUGGUCCGCACAUCUGCACGCACUGUCGAAUGACUUAACAGAUAUGAUUCAAGUCAUUUGUAUGUCAACGUAUCGACCAGUGGUGCAUAUGUUGCGAAGAGUUUGCAUACAAAUCGCGGAUUUAGCGCCUAAUACGGCUGCUACUGUAGCCAAAGCAGCAGUAGGAGCUGUCACACGUGAAAUAAAAGAUGGCGAACCAGCUACAUCGAGCAUGGCUAGAGUGCUUAGUUUCCUAGCUUGCUUAGUUUCGCACGCACCUGUAAAAUGUGCAGUUAUACACGCUAUGAGCAACGGUCCUAAAGCGAAUGAAGUUCAAACAGCAUUAUGUGGAAUUUUCAGUUUGUCAAAUGCUUCAAACGAACACGCAGCUGCGCAGGAAUUCGCUGCACACGCACUCGCCGCUCUUUGCGACGCGGAAGUUACAUUAACACCUCUGAAUGCAGCUACAGACGUCAUUUUAGCGAAUUCAUUGCCAAAUAAAGAAGCAUUGAUGGCUUUAUUAGAAGCGACUGCAGAUUGUCUAGGCUCUGCUACUAGAACUUGUGCGGUAGCAUCGUCAGUACUACGCGCUUAUUACGUGAUGACAGAACAUGACUAUGGGUUCCAGCAGUUCAGGAAGUUUGUGACGAAACGACGGGAGUCUUUGGGAAAGUUCUUUAAAUGGGUUGUCGAAGGCACAGGGGAUGAUAAAGUGGAAUGCUUAAAUCUAUAUAUCGAUCUGAUUAAAGUACUGAGGAGUGAGGAGGGCGUGGGGCCUCUCGGGAGGAAGGGAGUGCUGACAUUGAAUGAAAUGGCCGAUAUGGUCGCUUAUACUGCGGAUUGUGAAGAUCAUCCUGUUAUCUCAUUGGAGAAAGUGCUUAAGGAGAGAAACGCAGACGAGGAAACCGUAUCCAACGCAAGUUUUCUCUUCACGAAUCUGCAGAAACUAAAAUCUGAGGAGCCCAUACAAGCUGAGAGCAUUGACUCAGUGCUGCCGGCGCCCGAACCGCUGGUGACACAGUUCGCUUCCCGGCAGGUGUACACUAUUGGAGACUCGAACGAUGAAAGAUUGACGAGUAGCUACUGGCUGAAUGUGCCCGCUGCGAGCGGAGACGAUGAUGUUAAUGAUGCUGAGCUGGUAUCCUGCGACAUAAUGGAGAUAGCGAACGUGCACCUGUCUGUUUCCGGCGGAGCGUGUGGGGGCGAAGCCCUACUCGCUGCCGUGCGCCGCCUUGCGGGGUGCCUUGAUACGCGCCCUGAAGCCCUGCCGUGCGACGAUAAGCGGCCUGCUGUGGCGCUGUCCCGCGUGCGCGGCGAGGCGGGCGCUGCGGGCGCGGCGGGCGCGGGCGCGGACGCGUUCCGCUCGCGGCCCCCCAACACCUCGCGCCCGCCCUCGCUGCACGUGGACGACUUCACCGCGCUGCACCACGUGUACGCGCCCAAGGGCGGCCGAGGUGGUCGUCGUGGCGCGGCUUCAGAGCGUGGUCGCUUCGCCGGCCCGCAUCCGCACUAUCGACAGCUUCGCGGUCGUGGUGCGUGGGAGAUGGGAGCACAACACGUGGGGCACUUUCCUCCCACUUCGCCUUACAUGAUGGGUGGGAUGGGUUGGGGUGGCGCAAGGAUGCAGCGUGGGCCCAGACAUCGAUCCUUUAUGCGAUAG